Messenger RNA from Gymnogyps californianus (California condor), 3533 nucleotides. RefSeq names its product phosphodiesterase 4B (gene PDE4B). The coding region runs from base 96 to 2303 and encodes 735 amino acids. Gene Ontology annotation, cellular component: cytosol; perinuclear region of cytoplasm; nucleus. The transcript is spliced from 17 exons. NCBI's taxonomy places the organism in Eukaryota, Metazoa, Chordata, Aves, Accipitriformes, Cathartidae. Gene Ontology annotation, biological process: signal transduction. The record is from RefSeq and is a predicted model, not a curated record. Gene Ontology annotation, molecular function: transmembrane transporter binding; 3',5'-cyclic-AMP phosphodiesterase activity.
CAGAGACGACGGCGGGCUGUCGGCGAAGGUUGCCUGUCUGAAGAAAUUGGCUUGAACAAGAAUUUUUUAUAACGGGGUGCACUUUAAUCUCAAUAAUGAAGAAAAGCAGAAGUGUCAUGACAGUAACUGCAGAUGAGAAUGCUCUGGAUUACCUGGAGUGUGGGCUGAGUAAGUCCUACAGUACUUCCAGCCAUGCUCUGGGCAUAGACCUCUGGAGAGGAAGAAGAUGUUGUUCUGGUAAUUUGCAGUUACCACCACUAUCCCAAAGACAAACAGAAAAAGCAAGGACACCUGACAGAGACAUUGUCUGUAGACCAACAACUCUGCCUUUGUUGACACCUCCAAGCAUUGCAAUCACCACUUACCAAGACUGCUUCGAUGUGGAAAAUGGCCCGUCACCAGGUCGCAGCCCGCUGGACCCGCAGGCCAGCUCCUCGUCAGGACUCGUAUUGCACACGACGUUCCCGGGCCACAGCCAGCGCAGGGAGUCGUUCCUGUACAGAUCUGACAGUGACUAUGACUUAUCACCAAAGACGAUGUCCAGGAACUCUUCUCUCCCAAGUGAACAGCAUGGGGACGACCUGAUUGUCACACCUUUCGCCCAGGUGCUGGCAAGCCUACGAAGCGUGAGGAACAACUUCACGCUCCUUACCAAUUUGCACGGCGCCUCCAACAAGAGAUCUCCAGCAACGAGUCAGCCACCUGUCUCCAGAGUUAACCUGCAAGAGGAGCCCUACCAGAAGCUGGCCAUGGAGACGCUGGAGGAGCUCGACUGGUGCCUGGAUCAGCUGGAGACCAUCCAGACCUACCGCUCCGUCAGCGAGAUGGCAUCCAACAAGUUCAAGAGGAUGCUGAACCGGGAGCUGACACACCUCUCCGAGAUGAGCCGCUCCGGCAACCAGGUGUCCGAGUACAUUUCCAACACUUUCCUGGACAAGCAGAAUGAUGUGGAGAUUCCUUCUCCCACCCAGAAAGACAGAGAGAAGAAGAAAAAACAGCAGCUCAUGACACAGAUCAGUGGAGUGAAAAAAUUAAUGCAUAGUUCAAGCUUAAAUAACACCAGCAUUUCACGAUUUGGUGUGAAAACAGAAAAGGAAGACCAUCUGGCCAAGGAACUGGAAGAUCUGAAUAAGUGGGGUCUCAACAUAUUUAAUGUUGCAAGGUAUUCCCACAACAGGCCGCUCACCUGCAUUAUGUACGCUAUCUUUCAGGAGCGAGAUCUACUAAAAACGUUCAAGAUCUCAUCAGACACUUUUGUAACGUACAUGAUGACGCUAGAAGACCACUACCAUUCAGACGUAGCUUACCACAACAGCCUCCAUGCUGCUGAUGUUGCCCAGUCCACGCAUGUUCUGCUCUCGACCCCCGCGCUGGACGCCGUCUUCACUGAUUUGGAAAUCCUUGCUGCAAUUUUUGCAGCUGCAAUUCAUGAUGUGGAUCACCCCGGGGUCUCCAAUCAAUUUCUUAUUAAUACAAAUUCCGAACUAGCCCUGAUGUACAACGACGAAUCUGUCUUGGAGAACCACCAUCUUGCUGUGGGUUUCAAACUGCUUCAAGAGGAGCACUGUGACAUCUUCCAGAACCUGACCAAGAAACAGCGUCAGACGCUCAGGAAGAUGGUGAUCGACAUGGUGUUGGCGACAGAUAUGUCCAAGCAUAUGAGUCUGCUAGCUGAUCUGAAGACUAUGGUGGAAACUAAGAAAGUGACCAGUUCAGGAGUCCUCCUUCUGGACAACUACACGGACAGAAUACAGGUUCUCCGAAAUAUGGUACAUUGUGCGGACUUGAGUAAUCCCACAAAGUCUCUGGAGCUGUACCGGCAGUGGACGGACAGGAUCAUGGAGGAGUUCUUCCAGCAGGGAGACAAAGAGCGAGAAAGAGGAAUGGAAAUCAGUCCAAUGUGCGACAAACACACAGCGUCAGUGGAAAAAUCACAGGUGGGAUUCAUCGACUACAUUGUCCAUCCGCUCUGGGAGACGUGGGCUGACCUGGUGCAGCCCGAUGCCCAGGACAUCCUGGACACGCUGGAGGACAACAGGAACUGGUACCAGAGCAUGAUACCUCAGAGCCCAUCUCCUCCGCUGGAGGAGCGGGGCAGGGACUGUCAGAGCCUGAUGGAGAAGUUCCAGUUUGAACUGACGCUGGAGGAGGAGGAUUCGGAUGGACCGGAGAAGGACGGCGAGAGCAUCGCCUACUUCAGCAAUACAAAGACACUCUGCGUGGCCGACCCAGGGGAAGAGGAUUCACAGAGGGAGGCGAACAUAGAAAUUGUGACAGAAGACACGUCUCCCGUCGACACAUAAUGUCCUGUACCCGUGUGAGUGGAUUUUAAACACUUAAUGAGCGUGCAAGCAGUCUCACGGACUAGCCUGCAGCCUGGGUCUGAGGCCUGUGUCUAACAUUGGCUGAAAGAUCUUCCCAGCUACUUGAGAUUGGAGUCAGGGUUAAAGAUCGUGUAGUGAAUGAUUGCUCAGGAAAUUAACAGGUGAUUUACAUUGUGGCUUAAGCCUUGUCAGCUAAGAGCAUCGCGUUGUCCUGGAGCUGGCUUGAGUCGUGACUGAAGAGUAAAUGACACACAACUGAGAGAUUUUAUACUGUUAGUUUUGGAAUUUAUACCAGUUAGACUGAUAGAAACUACUGAUUAAUAACUCUCCAUAUAAACCUGUCCACCUGACCACCUGUCUGCAGACCUGUGUGCCUUCUUUGUAAACACUUUCAUGUCUUUUCAAGAGUCUAUUAAUUAAAUACACGGAGUUUAGUAUAAAAAGCGACACAAAGUGUUUCAAAAUUGACGGAUACUUUUUUGAUUCUUCCUGUUACAAGAAGCAGUCUUCCUUUUUUCAUGGGCAAUACCUGUCACUUUAUUGCAGUUAAUCACUUUUACAGACGAAACAGAAGGGAAACCCUCUGUUUUGCAUUACUGCACCUUUAAUUGUCUUCUUAACACCCCAGGCGACCCAUUUAAAGUCACUUCAUGCCGUCGUGCACCAUCUCUGUUCGCUUGCUAGGAAUAACAGUAUUUUCUCCUCAACGGGGCUUUAUUUUUGUCGUGCGCAGGAUAGAGGGUAGUUUGUUUCCAUGGCGCAGCGCAGUACAUAUAUAAGUAAGCGUGAUAAGGCAGCGUGUGACGUGCGUUCCCCCUCGGCAGCUCCUUGGCUCAGUGGAAUUUGCACGCUCGGAUAUUUGUGUUUCUCUCGCCUAUCGUUCACGUUUCCUAGGUUUAGGUCCACCGUCCUCCUCCUGCACUGCCUUGAGCUCUAACACCUCCAUUACUGUUUAUAACAGUGUAUUUAUUACGUAAUGUAUAUACUGUAAUGUUUUGUAAGUUAUUAAUUUAUAUGAAUUAACAUUGCCUGUCGGCGGCGAUGUUAAUUGUGUAGAAAACUCGGAAUAAGAGUUGCCUUUUUUUCUUGUAACCUUUUGUAUUGCAUAAAAUACAAGAACCUGAACAUAGCUGAAGAGACAGACGCAACCCAGGAAGGGCAUUUGGGUGGCAGCCGCCCGUGGGGGGUUCGUCUUCACGGCGAGCCGGG